AUGGUUAUACCUUUGUUAUCAGAAAAUCUAUGGGGUUCUUUGAAUGCAUUACUAUUUACAAUAAUUGUAUCACUAUCAUUAAUAUCUCACGCAAGAGCAUCUUACUUUGAUCCUGGAUUGGUUCCAUUACCGAAGAAAAGCAUUGAUUUCUCUGAUUUAUCAACAACAACUCUAAACAAUCAAAAACCAACAAGUGAAGGUUGGACGAUACAGUCAAUUUUAAAUGAUCGUUCACUAAUCGAUUCGUUAAAAGAAGAUGAUGUAAGAAUGCAACCAUUGCCACCACCACGCGUUUUACUGCGAAAAAUAUUUGGAGCAGGUCCAGUAAUAUUGUGGUUUUUUCCAUGUGAUUUAAAAAGUACUUCUCGUACAACUGAUUCUGUUGAUAUGUUUCGCGUCUAA
This is a messenger RNA of Didymodactylos carnosus, 402 nucleotides long. The record is from the annotation of a GenBank genome assembly. Lineage: Eukaryota; Metazoa; Rotifera; Eurotatoria; Philodinida; Philodinidae.